CGCUGACUCCCAUGGGCCAUUUUCGCUGGUCUCGGCGGGUCCUCGCUGCCCGACACCGUCUUGUAAUGGCGGACUCGGCGGAUUCUCGCCGCUAGGAACAGUGACAGCCUCGCAGCGAGUUUUCGCUGUCUGUCGCCCUUUCGCCUUGUUCGGCGGUUUCCCGCUGCCCCGUCACCUCGAUACACCGUCCACGACUUCUCGCUGCCCUCCUCCCGUUUCACCCUGUUCGGCGGACUCCCGCUGUCCCGUCACCUCGAUACACCGUCCAUGACUUCUCGCUGCCCUCCUCCCGUUUCACCCUGCUCGGCGGACUCCCGCCGUCUCUGCCCAUCUGCGCGCUGUCUGCGAUUUGUCGCCGCCCCCUCCCUCCCCUUUUGACACGUCAACGGAUUCCCGCCGUCUCUGCCCGUUUGUGCGCUGUCUGCGAUUUGUCGCCGCUCCCUCCCCUCUUGACACGUCAGCGGAUUCCCGCCGUCUCUGCCCAUCUGCGCGCCGUCUGCGACCCUCUGAAUUUGCCGCAGUCGCCAAACUUUCACUGCCCUCCUCUGAUUUCGACGCACCCAGCGAAUCUUUGCUGCCCCUGGUGGUUUUGCGAAUCUUCGCUGCCCUCCCCCACACUGGACACUGCGAUGAGACUCUUUUUUGGUGUCCUCAGACCAUCCUCUCUGUACUGUUACUUUCGCAUGCAAACUCAGGACGGUUGGACGUUUACAAGUAGGAUUGGGAAGGAUAAUUGGGCUUAGGAGUGAUGAAAUGAUGACUCCUUGUCAGACUCAGAUGAGGACGGAUGAUGAGGUUGCUAAUCACUGUCCUACAUUGUAGCUGCCAAGAUACAAGAAUACAUACAGUAUCACUCUCUGACCUUGGUCGCAUUAUGAGCGACGAUUGCUGCCACCACUGCAUCCACAAUUUGAAUCCGCGGCAAAUCAAAGUUGAUACCCCGAACAAUGUGUAUCAUAUCUGCGAAGCAUACCUCGCUCAAACUCGGCAACGGAGUUUCGGGAUGCAACAGCUUCCGACCAAUGCGGCUCCACCACAACUUCCGCCACUCCGAGAUGCAUUUGGAGUGCUUUGCGCACUUCCAAUCUAGGUCCGCUACCAUUGGGGGCUCGACGUUUGCGACUCGACGACGUUCCACCUCCACCAUAAGAAAACCGCGUGCAAUGAUGGAGUAGGUCUUCAUGCCCAUACGCUGGGCAUCAAGAUCGUCAUUAACAGAGUACGCUCGUGCAAGUUCAAUACGACGGGAAGGAGGCAUGCGGUGGUUGGUGAGCUCUGAGUGCUUCGAGCAUUGUCUCCUUGUGGUCAGGAUCGUGGAUGACGUUAGCAUUCCAGUCUCUGAUUUCAAGUAUCCAUGCCAGGAAAUGGUUUCCUUCGACAGCAGUGAUGCCUGGGAUAAAGAGUGGGAACUCCAGGGUCCCUUCAUGGCUUUCUGUCGAGCGGGGAAUGUGCAGAAUGUCUUCCAUGUUCGGGGACAGUGUCGUCAAUUGGCUGAGGUGGAUUUUGUAGAGAACAUUUUGGAACUGUACAGACAGAACCGUCGGCAAACCAGUAACGGGAAUUCUUCACCCAGGUAUGAGCCUCAGGGUGGUCUUGAGAGGCAGGAAGUCCAGCCGGGAGGUAGAUGGGGGCAUCCAUAGCUUUUUUGCCAAAGAAAGUGUCUUCUCACACCACAAUGACUCAUGCACUCCCGCUGUUCCUGCCACCACCGGAUGGUCAUGUCUGGUCGACAAAUGCUGUUGAGGCUGCCCAACAACUUUCAUUGGGAUAUGAACACGCGCUUGCUGUCCUCAAUCGAGAGACUGAUAUCAACCAGGUCCGCUAUCAUCUAAAGCAUGUCGCAUCCAACUUGGUGCCCAUUCUCAAAGCCUUUGAGCACCACGCGGUAGAGGAGGGGAUACCCAUGGAUUGGAUAUGCUCAGCAGCUCAAGCAGUAGGAAAGUUGAUGAAGGCUCUUUGUGUCGUGUGUGACCAAAUGGCACAAGAGGAUCAUGUACAGGUUCUCCAUGCUGUACCUGUUGAGACUGUGUAUACGGGAGGGCGUGGUCGACCUCGGAAGAUCAUCAACGCGGCCUUACUCCAUGAAGCCAUGUCUAACCAGCGGAAGAUCAGCAUCUCCAAGCUUGCACGAACUCUCAGAGUCAGCCGUCCCACACUCCUCAAGCAACUCCGCGAUCUCGGGAUCAGCUACAAAUUCUCGGAGCUCAGCAGGGACCAACUGGAUGAGCUUGUUCGUCAUUUCAAGUCUGCCAAACCCGACUCGGGUGUGCGAUAUCUGGAUGGCCAUCUCCGCCAGCGUGGUCUUCGGAUUCAAAAGCAUCGUGUUCGCUCUGCAGUACAUCGGGUGGACGGAUUUGGCCGGUUGCUUCGUGCACGGCGUAUUGUGAAGCGCCAGGAGUACCGCGUCUCCCGGCCACAUGCAUUGUGGCAUGUGGACGGUCACCACAAGCUCAUCCUAUGGGGUAUUGUGAUCCAUGGCUUUGUAGAUGGGUAUUCUCGAACGGUGACGGCGCUGCGUGCAAGCACUAAUAACCAAGCAUCUACUGUCCUUCGUGUCCUGCUCGAUGCAGUAGGCAAGUACGGCAUCUUGCCAUCUAGGAUUCGUGGAGACCGUGGUGGCGAGAACAAGAAGGUGUCUGUCUACAUGAUAUUGAAAAGAGGACUUGGACGCGCUUCGUUCAUGUGGGGGUCAUCAACUCAUAACACACGAAUUGAACGUCUUUGGGUUGAAGUUGGUUCGCAGUUUGUGAGACGCUGGCGAGCUUUCUUCUAUCGCUUGGAGGCUCUACAUAGCCUAGACCGCAAGGACAAGCGUCAUCUUUGGCUCCUCCAUCAUCUUUUCCUUGACCAGAUCAAUGCUGAUUGCGAAAAUUUCUGUCAGGAGUGGAAUUGCCAUCCCAUCUCUGGUGAAGGUCAUGAUCAAACUCCAAAUGAUCUGUGCUUACUUGGCCAGCUCGAACACGGCUUCUAUGAUCCUAAUGAGUAUGCUCAUGUUCAUCCUUCGGUACUUGAGCGACAUUACGGAGUGGUCGGCAAUCCUUUCAAUCGGGAGAAUGGACAGACUGGUGCGGGCCAAUUAGGCGAUGAGGAUGUGCCUUCGCCCGACCCUGGUGACUGCGGUAGUGCAUCAAGUGCAGAGUCGGAGUGUGGGUCAAUAUUCGGGAGUGACGAUGGAGAACUGCGCCGUCAAAUUGAGACCGCUCACGAGAAGAAUUUCCAUCACGAUCCAGUCUCUGUCCCAAAACACGCAGCUCCGUUCGAUGACGACAAGACCAUGGAAUUGUUCUUCACCGCCCUUGCUGCCGCUGAAGAUCGCAGUCUUGUUCCUGCAGGUUUUGGUUUAUAUCCUGAGGAGUGGGUGGGAGGAGAGUAUCCGACACAUGAGAUCUUGAAGUCUGGUAGGCAUGGUGGCAAGCGCCUUCAGGUAGCCCUCCCUGUUUCGAUCUGGAAGCCACGCGCAGAGAUAUGGGCCCGCGGACUUGCCAUUCUCAACGAGAUCACGUACAUGUUUGAGUAGUUGCUUCCAUUGACAAUUCUGUUCCUAUCCCGCUAUAACAUCUUCUGCUACGUGUUCUUCUGUGUUUCUGACAGCUAUAAAACUCCUUCGAUUCAAUUAACCAAAAAAUUGCUCUAAUCCAUCCACCAUGUCCACCGCAAACCAAGUCAUUGGAGAAUGCAUGGCACACGACCAUGCCACCAAUGCUGAGUGCUCCUGUACCAGCUACUUCGAGUCCACUAGCAAUCCGGGUCGUUGCAGCAUCUGCCAUCAUCGUCGCUCCCACCAUCUCCUCUUUGACACAUCUGAUGAGUCUGGCGGCACCAGUUCUCAAGUCCAGUCGAUUCUUGACAGCAUUGCUGGGGAGAGCACGUUGGCCUCUGUGUCAGGAAGGCAUAGCUGGGGUCUUGAAGCAGCUCAUCAAGAGUCUAACCAAGGUCUUCGUCCCAAACAGACCAGUGGCAAGAAGGGCAAGGUCGGAGGCUUAAAGUCGAAGAAGACCGUAUGUACACAGUGAUCUCUAGCGCUCCCGUUACUGAACAAGGACAAUAGAAAAAAGGUGGCAGUGACGAGCGACAGUAUGUCCGCGUUGUGUCUCUUCAAGUC
Molecule: messenger RNA, 4102 nt
Organism: Mycena citricolor
Lineage: Eukaryota; Fungi; Basidiomycota; Agaricomycetes; Agaricales; Mycenaceae
Source: the annotation of a GenBank genome assembly